This is a messenger RNA of Quercus robur (English oak), 771 nucleotides long. RefSeq names its product putative disease resistance RPP13-like protein 1. Gene Ontology annotation, molecular function: ADP binding. The coding region runs from base 1 to 771 and encodes 256 amino acids. NCBI's taxonomy places the organism in Eukaryota, Viridiplantae, Streptophyta, Magnoliopsida, Fagales, Fagaceae. The transcript has a single exon. The record is from RefSeq and is a predicted model, not a curated record.
AUGGCUUCUCGUGAGGUACUAGACUUUUUUAGCCGAUGGAAGCUUAAUACUGAAUCUCUGAAGAAGUUGAGGACAACUUUACUGUAUAUCAAUGCAGUGCUCAAUGACGCUGAAGAGAAGGUAAAAAACCCAGCUGUCAAAGAGUGGGUUAACGAGUUAAAAGAUACUGCUUAUCAUGCUCAGGACUUACUGGAUGAGAUUACUACUGUUGCCCCGCGCUACAAGCUGGAAGCUGAACUGGAAAUGUGCAGAAGUAAGGUACGAAGCUUAAACUUAACUUCUCUUAGUUUUUCUUACCAGGGGAUUGAACCAAAGUUAGAAAAGAUUCUAGGCAGACUAGAAUUUCUUGCAAAGGAAAGAGACAUCCUUGGUCUGAAAGAAGGUGGUGGUGAGAAACCUUCACGAAAGUGGCCGACAACGUCUUUGGUAGAAGAAUCCAGUGUAUACGGUAGGGAUGAUGAUAAGGACGCCAUAAUCAAGUUGUUGCUGUCAAAUGAUCGCAGUGGUGAUAGCACAAGUGUGAUUCCCAUAGUGGGCAUGGGUGGUGUAGGCAAGACCACCCUUGCUCAGCUUGUAUACAACAAGAAGUUGGUGACGGAUAUUUUUGAAGUCAGAGCUUGGGUUUGUGUUUCACAAGAAUAUGAUGUACUAAGGAUAACGAAAAGUAUUCUUGAGGCAGUCUCCUCAACUGGUGAUAGUGACAAUCUAGAUCUACUCCAAGUUAGGUUGAACGAGUCUUAUGGGAAGGAAAUUUCUGAUUGUGUUGGAUGA